This is a messenger RNA of Thecamonas trahens ATCC 50062, 1197 nucleotides long. Its product is annotated as solute carrier family 22 member 18. Gene Ontology annotation, biological process: transmembrane transport. NCBI's taxonomy places the organism in Eukaryota, Apusomonadida, Apusomonadidae. The coding region runs from base 1 to 1197 and encodes 398 amino acids. The transcript has a single exon. The record is from RefSeq and is a predicted model, not a curated record. Gene Ontology annotation, molecular function: transmembrane transporter activity.
AUGCAGGCGUUUCUGGGUGCGGCAUCGGUAGCAUCGGUACCGGGAUUGCUCGCUACCCACGUCAACAUUGCCAUGUAUGCCUUUGCCUACUGGCUGCAGCAGCCGGUCCUCCCGUUCAUCUCGUCGGAGCUCGGAGCUUCGGCGGCGACGUUUGGCCUCCUCCAGUCGGUUUUCUCGGGCGCACAACUACUGGGCGGCCCGGUCAUGGGUACGAUGGCGGACUCGUUGUCGCCGCGGGCGAUUCUGGCGAUCUCUUUGGCUGCAGGCGGCGUGUCGUAUGGGCUACUCGCCCUCACUCACUCGCUCCCGAUGCUGUUUGCGUCCAAGCUGCCGUCGGCAGCGAUGCACGCGAUGAUGGCAGCACAGGCGUGCGUAUCGACUUUGUCGACACCCGAGGCGCGGGCGCAGGCUCUCGGGCGGCUCUCGCUGUCAUACGGCCUGGGGAUGGUGGCCGGCUCAGCGCUCGGCGGCUCGCUGACGCGGGUGGUCUCGCUCCACACGGUGGCCGGCAUGUCGGCUGCUGUCUCGUUUGCCACUGUUGCCGCGACGUAUCAGCUGUUGCCGGAUAAGGUGGGCGGCGAGGGGCGGAGAAAGGAAGCCGAGGAUAAGGACGCGGCCAGUCCUGGAUUGGGCGCGUCGCUGAAGCUCAUGGUCUCACCGGCGCUUGCGCCGGUCAUGCUCUUUGUGGCUGCCGUCGGCCUCGCACUCUCGAUGCAGCGGGCGACGUUCUCGAUGAUGGCCAAGGACGCGUUUGGCCUCUCAUCGGAGGAGCUCGGAUGGACGAUGUCGUACGGCGCGCUGCUGGGGCUUGUUGUGAACGUCGUCAUUGUCCCGCUUCUCACCUCGGUCAUGUCCGAGAUCCAGACCUCGAUAGCCGCCGCCGCGCUCCUUGCCCUCGGCUUUGCAGGCUAUGGCUCGGCAGCGUCGCUCGCGGACAUUGUGGUUGUUCUCGUCCCGCUCACAGUGGCGAGCGCGACGCUCUACACUGUCACAACAGCGCUCAUCUCCAACGUCGUCCCGGCCGAACUGGUUGGCUCGGCCAUCGGCUUGCGUCACGGCCUCGGCUCGCUGCUCGGCGUGGUCGCGCCAGCGCUGGCAUCGGCCAUUCUCGCCGCGUCGUCACCUGCCGGCCUCGCUUACGUCUGCGCCGGCCUCGCGGCGGCGGCGGCGGUGGCGGCCCUUGUUGCGCGAGCCUGA